This is a messenger RNA of Podarcis muralis (Common wall lizard), 4971 nucleotides long. RefSeq names its product platelet and endothelial cell adhesion molecule 1 (gene PECAM1). The record is from RefSeq and is a predicted model, not a curated record. Gene Ontology annotation, biological process: immune response; cell surface receptor signaling pathway. Lineage: Eukaryota; Metazoa; Chordata; Lepidosauria; Squamata; Lacertidae. Gene Ontology annotation, cellular component: external side of plasma membrane. Gene Ontology annotation, molecular function: transmembrane signaling receptor activity.
CAUUGUUUGCCACUUCCAGUUUCCAGUAAUGGGCAUGAUUACUUGACCAAUAUCUAGCCAGUUGGUGUUAGGGUCCUGGAAAACAUAGCUGCUCACUUCUUCAGUGAAACUGCACUGCCAGACCUUUUACUUUCAGAAAAUAAACUGAAAGUUCUUCAUAACUGAAGAUCCUUGAAGAAGGGAGCUACCAGAACUAAUGACAAUUUCUUCAUUUUGGAGUCUCAUGUCUGCUUUCCGAUGAAGAGAUGUAUUGUGUUUUGCUGCUAAUCUUCUUGCACUGCUGCACGCUGAAAGCUCAAAGUAAUGUGUUCACCAUCAAUAGCGUGACACUCCGUGUUGCUCCAUCUGUGGAAGUGAAUAAUGGAGAGUCGGUCACCCUCAACUGCUCUGCGGACAUCAGCAAGAGCGAACAAUUCCAGAUGAAUUAUACUUUUUCAUUUAUCAAGUAUGGACUGCUUCUGGUUAAUAGUUCAUCAGAGCAAGAGUGGGCAGAUUAUACAAUCCCAACGGCUAGAUUUUCUGAUUCUGGAGAGUAUAGCUGUGCGUUGGAUGUGGAAGGGAAGAAAAAGGCCAGUGGUACUGUGGCUGUUCAAGUACAUGGAAUAAGGAAGCCCAUUCUGACUGCCGAGAAAACAGAGGUGAUGGAAGGCGAAACGGUGUCUUUAAGCUGUAAAGCACCAGAUGAAAAGGCCCCAUUUUCUUUGAAAUUUUAUAAAAACCACCAGCGUGACUCUGAACAGCAGUGGGAGAGGCAUGCAUUUGCAGAAAACUUUGCCAAACUGGAAUAUCAAAUUAAUGCGGGGGACACCAUUUUGUUUUUUGAAUGCGAGGUCCAUAAGACUUUGGGGGCUCGAUCUGAGAAAUCAGAGCUCAGUGACAAAAGAAUUGUAACUGUCAUUGAACCGUUUUCCGUUCCCACCUUAACCGUCCACCCACCACAGAACAUUACAGAAGGAGAUCACCUGCGUGUAGACUGUACAACCAUCGCACGUCACCAGGAUCGAAUCAAAAUUGAGAUGAUAAUCCAGAAGAACAAAACGAUUCUUAACAGCACGAAGUCUGGUCCGUCUGUGCAGUACUCUAAAGUAGCCACAAUGGAAGACAAUGGCAAUUAUAUUUGUAAAGUAGAACUUGGGAGCGUGUCCAAAAUCAGCACAGUAAAUGUUGUGGUGGCAGAACUGUUUUCCAAGCCGAUUCUAGUUCAUAAUCAAACAAGAUGGGAUGAAAACAGUUUGUUACAAAUUGAAUGUCGAGUUAACAGCUCACUGCCAAUACAUUUCUCAGUCAUAAAAGACGACAGAGUAGUGGCAAGCAGAGAUGUCUAUACUGUUACCAAGGUCCGUGUAAGCGACACUGGAGUCUAUGUUUGUCGAGCUGAGAUAAAUGGGAUUGCCAAGGAGAGUGCCCCUGCGCGGCUACAUGUUUAUGCUCCCGUUUCCAAACCAAGACUUUCCCCACCGACUUCCCAAGUAGCAGUACUGGGGAAGUUAUUCACUGUAAACUGUUAUUCCAGCAAUGGAACUCUACCUAUAACAUAUACUUUGUACAGAGGAGGCAUAUAUGUUAACAAGACAGAAGUAAAAGUAAAUGAACCGGCAAAGUUUUUGGUCAAAGCAACCAAUGCACAUGUUCCAGAAGACUACAGUUGUGAAGCUAAAAAUGGCCAUUCCGUUCCACAACGAAGCACUCGGGUAAACAUUACAGUGAUAGCUCCAGUUGGUAGCAUAAGCUUGGGGAGACCUUCACAUGGAGAUGUGGAAGAUGGCAAAGAGCUCGCAAUCUCCUGCUCUGUUGGUUCAGGAUCUUAUCCUAUUGAGUUCACCUUCUUUAGAGAAAACCACCCCAAACCUUUGUAUAAAGUAACAGAGAAGACAAAACGCAUUGCUGUUUGGUACAGAGAUAGCCUUACAAGCCAAGAUGGAGGGAAGUACUUUUGCAGAGCUGACAACCAAGCAAAAUCACCUGUAGAGAGCAACAUGAUGACUGUCAACGUUGUUCUGGCUUCAUGGAAGAAAUGGCUCAUUGUGAUAAUCAUCAUUCUGAUUUUCCUUGCUAUUGCCAUUGCGGCUUCCUGGUGGUAUGUUCGGAAGAGGGCAAAGGCUAAAGGCAAUCCUUUGGAGUUGACUAGUUCUAUAGCAGCAACCAAUUCAGUGGGUGAGAAGCUGACACCACGACAGAAUAAUGAAGGGGAAUUCUAUUUCGGGUCAGGUUAUAAUGAAGAUGGUGAAAAAAAUAAUUUAAAAUCAAACGAGGAUGGUCAAGGACCUGAUCUUGAGAAUUCCGAGGUGGAAUAUACUGUCGUGGAAGUGUCGGCUGCUGAUGCUUACAGAGCUCCUGUUGUACAGAAGCCUGAAACGGUUUAUACUGAAAUCAGAAAAGCUACUAAUGGCACAGGUCCGGGCUUUCAAGGUCCGUGUCCGACAGGAAAGCACGGGGCAAAAGAUGCUGGAGGAAACAGACAUUCACGAAUAGAAAGUUCUCCCGAUGAGACUUAGAAAAGCAGGCAACAGACACCUGUGAAAACAAGGAGGAGGACGAUCUACUAGUUCCCAACAUUCUGCAGCAUUUAGGUGCUCUCAGAAGUCACAUUUCGCUUGAGCUGUUGGUAACCCCCGUGGGGCGAACCUAGCACCAUCUAUACAGUGUUACUGCUGUUCUGCCACUGCUACUGCUUCGCAUAGGGCUCACCCACACUUCCACUUGCCCUGCUGCUUCCUCCAAGGAAACCUGCUGUUUUUACAAACCUCAGUAGGGCUUUCCACAGAUUGACAUUUGCUUCAGUUUAGUGGUAAAGAGUGGGUUUUUUUCUGGGGAAAGCGGCAGGGCAAACGGAAAACCACUUGGACCUGUGUUUUGCAUCCAUCGGACAAGCAUGAGGAUGUGGGUGAGCCCAGAGUGAUGUAGCCUCUCCCAACGUUUGAGCUGUAUUUGUUUUUAAUGCCAUUCUAAUCAACAGAUGUGUGUGUACAUAUGGAGACUGUUUGCCCACCUCUCUUGUUUUCAGUCCUCCAAACCCUUAUGGAGAGAUGCUAUGCCUGCCAAAAUGUGAAGCUACAUCUGGUCACUUCCCUAUGAUCCCCGAAGACGGUGCAAGCCACUCUGGCAAUUGAUUUGUGGGCAUAAAUGCUGCUGGUAGCAAAACAUCAGAGUGGGUUUUUUUUUCCGGACAGAGGGGUGUCUUACAAACAUGACACUCUUUCACACACAGGAAAAAUGUCCAGUGUGUUUAUAGUAGCAUUGACAUUUCAUGUCCUGUUUGCAUCAUCCAUGGAAUGCCUUGGUGCUCUGUGGCUAGGGUGGGUGGGUAGAAAAUGAAUAUUAAACACCCAUUGUCUGCCCCCAGCGUUCACUUUCUGAAGGUGUACAAUAAAUAAGUCCUUAAAGGAUUUGCCUUUAUAUAUAUAUAGAAGUGCUACUAUUAUAGCUGUCUGACAAAGCAGGUUUUUGCUUUUGAGACUCAACCUCAUCUGUAGACCUGGGCAUGUCACAGUUGAACCAAAUAACUAUAUUUUAAGUUGAAUAUCUGUGCAAGGUUUCUGACUUUCCUAAAGGAGUAAUGCCAGUGCAACUGUGAGCUUCAGUUGUUCUUUGUCAAACAACUUCUUGCAUCGAGGGUUCUUUCAUAUGCUGCUUAAUAGUUCACUGCAUAAAUUACUUUUCUUCCCAUGAGUCAGAUGACACAAAGCAGAGAUCACUGAUACAUUAUAGGACUGUGAAGACGUCAUAGUACUGUGACGUCAUAUUAUUGGGCAGAGCAGGAGCACACUUGCUGUAUCCACCCUCUGUGACAUUCAGCACACGGUCUAAAAGAGUCUCCACAUGUACAAACUGCACUUGCAUAUUCCUGCUUGCACAAAGGGUACACACAGACAGUUUGUACAUGCUUAGCUUUUUCAGAAGUUACGUUGAACAUAUGUUGGAAGUGGGGGCAUGAUCUCAUUUCCACCUCGCUGGCACAUUACAUCUACCCAAAGGGUUACAUCUGCAUAGUCCACUCUUUAGAUCCUUGGUUGGGAUUUGAAACAGACCUUGAUUUUACAUUUGCAGUGUUUUGCCAUUCCAUCCUCUCUUGAAUAUAUCUCUGGAAAUCUGGAAAUCAGAAAUGAUUCCUGGGUAUGGGAAGGGAAGCCAGGAUUCAAUAAUUCCAGUUCAAAAUGUCCCUCUCCUUUAUUUGUGAUAAAUUUUAAAAGACACUAAGAUGAUGAAAAUGCUGUACUUAUAUGUGGCACAUCUUUUAUAAUAAGGAUUCCAUUUAAAACAUGUAGCGUGGAUUGGCUCGGGACAAGAGUAAGGAUUUCAUUUUAAAGUGAUUGCUAUGAUACAAAAAGCUGCAAUGCUUAUAGCCCAAUAAGUAGUCUCACUUUUUAUUGGACUUACUCCCAAGGCAGUAAUCCUAAGGCAGCCUUUAUGCUGGUGCAAGCUUCCAUUGAUUUUAGCAAAGCUUCUUCUGUCUGUCUACUGUGAUAUUUGUGCUGCUCAUAAAAGCAGGACGUAGACUCCAGCAGAAAGUGAUGUGUAAAUGCUCAAGCACAUAUAACACCAGUCAAUAAUUUAUUAAUGUAUUUAGCCACAAAAACCAUGAAGCUACAUAUAACAAAGAAGUGAAGAACACUAAUAUCAAUGAAACAUGGCUUAAGUCAUGUUCCUUGUGUUAAAUGAUCUAUAGGCAGAUGUUGGGACUAAUCUUGUUACCUCUGUGGAUUGGUAUCUGUUUUUCAAGCAAGGUUUAUUACGAACCACAAAAAAGAGUGAGCCACGCAGGUUCUUGCCAAUGCGAUAUAUUUUAAUUAAUCUCCUUUCAGUUGCUGCAUUGCACUUUUGAAGACUCGCCUUUUUAAAAGUUUAGCAGUGACAGGCUCUUUGCAACACUUGGCAAAUGCGUUUAGGAGAACCUUGGCCGUGCUUCCCCAUUCAAAUGUUAUUACACUGAAUUUGAUGAGGUAUUUAAUUAAAGAAUUGACUCAAAUGUAA